AUCAUCAAAACUUCUUUUAAUAAAGUAGCAUUGUAAAUUUAAUUUUUUUAAGUUGCAUUACUGAGAACCAAAACAUGUUCAAAUUUGUUCGUUGCAUGGUAUUAAUAACAGUUUUUUAAAACCGCUUAAAAUGGUCGAUAUCGAGAUAAUUCUUCGAAGUGAAAUGGUAUGCUAUAAAGAAGGUAUUGUACCAGUUGUUCAAAAGUAUCUGGAAAAACUACAACCAAAACCUAACACAAUAUUAAAAAAUUUUGACCAAGAUGAAGAUAUCGUUUUGUACAAUGAUGUUCAGUCCAUUAUUAUUGGAGAUUUAAAAGAUAAAGAGCAAACCUCUAUUGAUUUUAACUCUCAUAAUUUGCAAUGGUAUGUUUAUAGUUUGGAUUCUUAUGGUCCAUUAAACCUAACAUCAGAAGAUGAUGAAGAUCAAAUAUAUGGCUAUCAUUAUAUUUUACCAUCUGCCGAACUCUGUGAUAUUUGGGAAAACUUGUACUAUGAUAAUGAUAUAAAAGAAAAUUUACUCAAAUAUGCCCAGACUAUGAUGAAAUAUUCUGACAAUGGAAUCAAUGAAAAUAUAAUAAGUUUUAACAAAGUUGUAUUCUUGCAUGGACCUCCAGGGACUGGUAAAACAUCAUUAUGUAAAGCAUUGGCACAAAAAAUUUCUAUCAGAAUGCAAAAUAGAUUCCAAUCAGGUGUGUUUAUUGAAGUCAAGACUGAUGGCCUGUUUUCUAAAUAUUUUUCAGAGAGUGUUAAAUCAGUAAACAAAAUGUUCACAAAAAUACAUGAUAUAAUUGACAACAAAAGUUUAAUUGUAUGUGUUCUGAUAGAUGAAGUUGAAACUUUAACACAUGCAAGAGAGUUAUGCACAGAUACUGAUCCUAGUGAUUCUAUAAAAGUUGUGAAUGCAGUUUUAACGCAAAUUGAUCAGUUGAAACGGUUUCCAAAUGUGUUGGUAUUUGCAACAUCCAAUAUGACAGAUACAGUUGAUAUUGCUUUUGUAGAUAGAGCUGAUAUAAAACAAUACUUAGGAUUACCUACCAGUAAAGCAAUAUAUAAAAUCUACCAUUCAUGUUUGUGUGAACUGAUAAAGACUAAAAUAAUACAAAAUGAUGCAGAGUUACUGGAUACUACUGAAUUCUUUUUAAUUGAUCUAGAGAAGUUAAGUGGUAUUAAUCUGAAAUUGUGGGAAAUUUGCAAGAUGAGUGAAGGAUUAAGUGGUAGAAGUUUGAGGAAGGUUCCUUUCAUUGCUGAUGCACUGUUCACUAAAAGAUCAUUUUCACCACUUUCAGAGUUCUUAAGUGCUAUGAAGAAAGCCAUAGAAAUGGAGCAUGCAUCUAGACAAUCUUUCAAAAAGCUAAAACCUAAUAAGGAUUAAUGCUCAAAUGUUGUAAUUUUAUUUUAUUUAUAUCUUGUUUAAUUACUAGGUAAUAAAUAAACAUUUUUUUAUAUAAAAA
Aethina tumida (small hive beetle) is the source of this 1451-nucleotide messenger RNA. RefSeq names its product pachytene checkpoint protein 2 homolog (gene pch2). Gene Ontology annotation, cellular component: nucleus; chromosome. The transcript has 7 exons. The coding region runs from base 131 to 1372 and encodes 413 amino acids. Lineage: Eukaryota; Metazoa; Arthropoda; Insecta; Coleoptera; Nitidulidae. The record is from RefSeq and is a predicted model, not a curated record. Gene Ontology annotation, molecular function: ATP binding; ATP hydrolysis activity. Gene Ontology annotation, biological process: meiotic recombination checkpoint signaling; reciprocal meiotic recombination.